Molecule: messenger RNA, 2226 nt
Organism: Nasonia vitripennis (jewel wasp)
Lineage: Eukaryota; Metazoa; Arthropoda; Insecta; Hymenoptera; Pteromalidae
Product: UNC93-like protein
Exons: 7
Coding region: 446-1891 (481 amino acids)
Biological process (GO): regulation of potassium ion transport; regulation of muscle contraction
Cellular component (GO): plasma membrane; striated muscle dense body
Molecular function (GO): potassium channel regulator activity
Source: RefSeq, a predicted model, not a curated record
GCUUUAACUCUUCGGAAAGACUUCGUUACAAUGCAUAGCGUAGCCUAACGAGCAAAUGAAGAGAGAGGACUCAGAGCGAAAAGUUUCAGGUGCAAGCGCCGUCGUGCAUAUACACAGGCGCUUGAAGAAUCAUGGAGAAGGAAAACAAGAGUAAAGAAGUGGGAGACAGCGAGCUCGCACGGCGAUUGAAACCGCAGCAGCAGCAGGUCACAAUCUCGAGCUUAUGAUUCAGUUUGGUCUUGGCGUCGUCGGCGCUCGGAUAUAUUACCGGUUUCCUUAAUCGAGCGUCAGCAGCAUCUCUCGCACACCUACUAACAUUCAAACAUUUUUCUUCGAAGAGCUAUCGGUCUGCAACAGCUAGUGACGAUAUAAUGCUUGCUUGCCGGAAGACUGCGGAAAUUGGAAUUCAGUUUACUUCGAAAAAGUGUCAAUAUUAAAAUUAGAAAUGGAAGUGUCACCGAAAUUUGUGGAAGCGAAAACAGACCAGUUUCUGCCGUCAGAAAGAUGGAGGAUCAUAAAAAAUAUCCUAAUGAUCGGGGUCGCAUUCAUGAUCCACUUUACGGCUUUCAUGGGUGCGAGCAAUCUUCAGAGUUCUGUCAAUGCCGAUCAGUCUUUGGGGACAUUCACACUUGCUGCUAUUUACGGAAGCUUGAUCUUCAGUAACAUAUUCCUACCUGUGUUAGUUAUAAGCUGGCUGGGCUGUAAGUGGACCAUAACGCUGACGUUCGUGGCGUACAUGCCCUUCAUCGCCGCCCAGUUCUAUCCACGUUUCUUCACAAUGAUACCCGCGGGUCUGGCGGUGGGCCUUGGAGGUGGGCCUUUGUGGUGCGCCAAGUGCACCUACUUGACGGUCGUCGCCGAGGCUUACGCCACGGUCUCCGAUAUCAGCGCGGACGUCCUCGUAACGAGGUUUUUCGGCCUCUUUUUCAUGUUCUACCAGAUGGCGCAGGUUUGGGGCAAUCUCAUCUCUUCUGCAGUGCUGUCGUACGACAUGGAUCAGGAAGCAGCGGUGUCGAACGUGACGUUGAACGCGACUCUGGUAGGCGAGCUGUGCGGGGCGAAUUUCUGCGGCGUCUCUUCGGCGACGGAGAAUCCAAACUUGGAGCCACCGCCGCCGAAAAGAAUCCAACUGAUUUCCGGCAUUUAUCUGGGCUGCAUGGUAGUCGCAUGUCUGAUCGUUGCCUUCGGCGUCGACUCCAUCUCGAGAUACGACAGAGGAAGAACAGGAUCCGCCACAGGACAGUCUGGCUUUAAGCUUCUGUCGGUUACUCUGAAAUUGCUGGGAGAAAAAAGCCAACUGCUCAUUCUGCCAAUAACCAUAUUCAUUGGCGCGGAACAGGCAUUUCUAUUCGCCGAUUUCAACGCUGCAUUCGUUUCUUGCGCCUGGGGCAUCAGCAACAUAGGCUACGUUAUGAUCUGUUUUGGCGUAGUCAACGCUAUAGCUGCACCGGCAACUGGCUCGGUGGUCAAACUAACCGGAAGGAUGCCAGUUAUGAUAUUCGCCUUUUUCCUCCACAUGACGAUUCUAAUUGCUAUGCUGGUAUGGAGACCGCAGCCUCAGCAGGGAUCCAUUUUUUUCCUUAUUUCCGGUCUGUGGGGCAUAUGCGAUGCAAUAUGGCUGGUCCAGGUUAAUGCAUUGUGUGGACUGCUGUUUCCAGGUAAAGAAGAAUCCGGCUAUUCAAACUUUAAACUUUGGGAGGCAACAGGAUCAGUGAUUACUUAUGCGUACAGUCCUUAUCUUUGCACAAGUGUUAAACUAUACAUUCUUAUGGGCAUUCUGUGUGUAGGAGUUAUAUGCUACUUAGUGAUUGAGUUUACGGGACGUGUGUCAAAAAGUGUGAAUCGAGUGAAACCAGACUUUGAGUUAGUAGCGUCCAUCGAGAAAUUUUGAUUUUGUUCGAUUACCUUAUUAGGAAAUCGAUUGAAAACUUGACAUUACUUCUUUUAUAAUGCGUAGAAAUAAAAGUGAUAUUAAUACUUAUUAUAAAUUAAGAUGAUUAAAAAACCUAGUGAACGAAAUACUGUAAUUUUUAUAUACGUCAAUGCUAAUAUGUUUAUGGAAAUUAACUAUAUACUAUUUUCAUACGCAAUAUAGUACUAUUUUGUACUUCAAGUGUUCAUAUUUUUACACGGAACAUAAAAAUAUCAAUAAAAAACGUUUGAAUAAUAGUGGCCAAACAAUUAAUGACAUCAAAUAAAUACGCCUAUCUCUGAUUUGUACCACAA